This is a messenger RNA of Fusarium tjaetaba, 1875 nucleotides long. RefSeq lists its product as uncharacterized. The record is from RefSeq and is a predicted model, not a curated record. NCBI's taxonomy places the organism in Eukaryota, Fungi, Ascomycota, Sordariomycetes, Hypocreales, Nectriaceae. Gene Ontology annotation, cellular component: membrane. Gene Ontology annotation, molecular function: metal ion transmembrane transporter activity. Gene Ontology annotation, biological process: metal ion transport; transmembrane transport. The coding region runs from base 1 to 1875 and encodes 624 amino acids. The transcript is spliced from 6 exons.
AUGGCGCCUGACGGCCCGGCCUUCGCUCUCGAGACUAUUAUUGAGGAGCCAACACUGAACGCCAACGCUGGGGCUGUUAUCAUUGGUGAUCUGGGCCUGGGAGCUGGAGGAAACGUCUUGGUAGAGAGAACUUCAAGAGUUGUGCUCUCUGGCUACAAAUCCAUAAAAGGAAACGCCAUAGACCAGCCGAAUGUCGUGAACUGGACCAUUAUGGAAGAUCCGAAUCUCAAAGUGGGUGUUCCGCCGUAUCUGCAAACGGCGAUUUUACUCUUACGGGGUUCGGAUGAGAUUUUCAAGGCCAACGUCAAUGUCAAGGCUGAUUUUUCCGGUUUCUCGUUCCGAAAUAUGCAAGAUGGCUUCCUUGGUAGUGAGGAUGACCCUGUGAUCUUUGAUCCCGGGGCAUACCCUCUGCUGCCUUAUGAGCUGGGUGGCCUGGGUAUACAUGACCUCGGAUCCGUUGACCUCUCCCAGCUUUAUAAAAUACGAACCGUUAUCGACGCAGACGACAUUCCGCGAUGGGGACCUAUCGGCCAGACUAUCAGAGACCUUUUCCAAAAGGAUCAGGCAAAGGACGACAAGGCCGAAUCAUGGUUUAUCGAUCUGUGGGACAGCAAUACCGCUGUUGAUGCACGAAACGUGUUGCCCAAGUCAAUAGAUCGAGAGGAAUUGGCAAAGUACUUCUCUUGGAUGUCGGAGGCACCUAAUAAUGAUGCCCCGGCACGAGCGACACAGGCGGAUCGAGAGGGAGAACAGGGCCAGCAGGAGCUGAGGCCUACUCAUUUCUGUAACUUGAUUGCAAGGCAGUCAAGUGUGGAUAAGCUCACGACUUUCAACAAGUUGGAAAGCCUCCUUAACGAACCUCCUGUCGCACUACUAUCCGACUUUUUCGAACUCCCCGACGACUUUGAAAUCUCUCGACGACAUGACCGCAGAGGCUUCCAAGUGUUCGAACGUAAAGAAGGCAGCAAAGCUUUUAAACUGUACAUCAUCCAGACGCCAUUCUACAGCACAGAUUUCUGGUCAUUACUUCUUUACUCGGUGGUCGACAGUGAUAUUGCGGGAGAUUCCAGCAAACUAUCUGGUGUUAUUCAAGCUGAUGCUGGCGUUGAUCUAAGACGGGUCUUCGGCGACGUGCGUGACCUCGUUGCCCGGCAUGGCUACCACCGAACUCUAUUACCAGUACAGCUUUUCAGGUCUCACUACGAAUCUACUUUGUCGGCUUUUAAUUCUAUUCUGGCAGAUGUUGGAAUAGUAGAUGAGAAGCUCCUGCGGCAAUUUGAAGAAAGGAGAAAGCUAGAUGAUCCUAGUAACCUAUACCAGGAUUUGAGCAUCACAUUGCACAAAUGUAGCAUGAAGCUUGCUGAACUUGGUCGACGACGAAAGUUUGAGGAGGAACUUGGUACCCGAUUGCAGGAGGAUUUGAAGAACGAUAGUAAGCUGAGAGUCGUGGUGGAGAUAUACUCUAGAAUGUCUCAGAGUAGGGACUCGGACAUUGAGAGUCUUCCUGGAAAGAUUGAGAGUCAACGAAAUGUUCUAUACAAUCUGAUCACGCAGCACGAUAGCUACCUACAAGCUAGGCUGGCUAGAGAAUCACUUCGAGACUCCAAGGCAAUGAAGACUCUCUCUAUCCUGACGAUUCUUUUCCUACCUGGAGCCUUCAUCGCCACCAUGUUCUCCACCGAUAUGUUUGACUUCAAAUCCAAGAAUCAGCAAGUAAGGAUCUACUUUGCAACUGUUGUUCCUCUCACAGCUGUCCUGAUGAACUGUUGGGUUCUCUGGUUGAAGAAUACACCCGAAAGGGGCGAUGCAGAGUCUGGGUUUAGAUAUCUAACAGCCAAAAAUAUGAACUGGCACAAGGAGGGAAAGGAAGAUUGA